Messenger RNA from Cladophialophora immunda, 1302 nucleotides. RefSeq lists its product as hypothetical. Gene Ontology annotation, molecular function: protein binding; 6-phosphogluconolactonase activity. Bases 337 to 1227 code for a protein of 296 amino acids. Lineage: Eukaryota; Fungi; Ascomycota; Eurotiomycetes; Chaetothyriales; Herpotrichiellaceae. The transcript has 3 exons. The record is from RefSeq and is a predicted model, not a curated record.
UAUACCCCAACACCAACAUAGCAACGAGGCUUGAAAUAGCCAUGUGAUUCGAGUCGCUCCAGCCUGUUUACCCCCCCAAGGUGCCCAAAAUGAAACACCAUCUCAUGAUAGGCACAUGGACGCCGCCCGGGGCGAUUUUCACCGUCGAGUUCGACGACGAAGCCUGGACUCUGCGGCUGGUCAAGAGAACAUCCAUCCCCGAGGACGAGCCCAUAUCAUGGAUGACCUUUGACCAUGCACGGCGAAACAUCUACGGCGCGUCGAUGAAGAAAUGGUCCAGCCAUGCCGUCAAGGCCCCCGACCACAUCGCCCAUGAGGUUUCGCAUCCCAUGAACCAUGACCGUAUGUUGGCCAGCUUCCUCCAGGCUUGAAUUCCCAGGCUCACGGACCAGCACAGCUCGAGCUCAGAGCGCCGACACCCGGACGAGGGCCAUCUUUGUGCUGGCCGCCAAGCAGCCCCCUUACUGCGUCUAUGGCAACCCGUUCUACGAGCACGCGGGCUACGGCAACGUCUUCUCUGUCGACGACCAGGGCAAGCUCGACCGGAACAUCCAGAACUACGAGUACAGCGAGCAGUCGGCCAUCCACGGCAUGGUCUUUGACCCGACCGAGACGUACCUGUACUCGGCCGACAUGUGGGCCGACAAGGUCUGGACGCACAAGAAGGCGAGCGACGGCACCCUCACCCUGGUCGGCAGCGUCGACGCCCCCUCGCCGGGCGAUCACCCCCGCUGGGUCGAAAUCCACCCCAGCGGACACUAUCUGUACGUGCUGAUGGAAGCCGGGAAUCGCCUGGGGGUCUACGUGAUCGACCCGACGACGCACCUCCCCGUCUUCACCCAAAAUCUCUACCCGCUCGUUCCUCCAGGGGUCCGAGAUCUCAAGAAGAUGUACAGGUCGGACGUGGUGUUUUGUUCGCAGAGCGGGCAAUAUCUCUUCGCCACGGCCCGCUCCAACUCGUCCAGCGUGACGGGCUACAUCAGCGCCUUCAAGCUGGGGCCGCAGGGCCAGGUCCAGAAACAGCUGUGCCUCAGCCCGACGCCCAACAGCGGCGGCCACUCGAACGCGGUGAGUCCUUGUCCCUGGACAGACGAGUGGUUGGCUUUGACGGACGAUCAGGACGGGUGGGUGGAAAUCUACCGCUGGCACAACGAGUAUCUCUCCCGCGUGGCCCAUCUGGACAUCAAGGAGCCUGGCUUCGGGAUGAAUGCCAUCUGGUACGACUAAAGGCUCCGACUCGUAGCGUCCCCUAUACCACAUACUGUACGGUGUAAAUAUGGCCAUAAAUCAUAGACCUCGUUC